AUGAAGAUAAGAUUUUGUUUUAACUCCAUUCUAAAGGCAUGCAAAUCAAGGGGAGAGAUAGGUAGUGCUGACACCUACGAUACAGGCGUUGACGUCAAUGUCGUUCAAGGGACAAAAAAUCCGUCCGUGAGAGAUCCAAACACGUUAAGAACAGAUCCGAGAGACUCGGCAAACAAUCUGUACGCUAUUGAUUUAACCGAUGCUGAAGACAUGUACAAAGAUUGGGAAAAAGAUUCGGACGCAUUACAACCGGGGGAAAUCUCUAGAAGUUCUGACCAAGCAACUGAUCAAGAUGCGGUAGGGGAAGUCACAGAAAUUGACACCGGAGGUAGUGGAGAUAGUGGACAGUUGCCGCCGUCGCCAUUCGAUAUUGUACCUCUUAAUUGUCCGGAUGAUUUUCUGAUAAUGUAUCCAGUGAUGUCAGGAAAAUUUGCAUUUCGAAACCCGAAUACCGGAUCCUAUCUCAUCAAAUUUUUAAAUGAGAAGUUGAAUGAAGUUUUUAAUGGGUGUAACCUUUUACAGUACCUUACACAUGUAAGUCAUGAGAUGGCAAGGUAUGAAUACAACCCAGAUCUUAAUCAAAUAUUAAUAACAAAUCUAAGAAAACAAGGGGCAGCAAGGCGGACUGGUCGAUCAUUUGAUCCGCUUUUGACAUUUAAAAACUAUUUACAUCGGACAAUUAAAUAUUUGAGCAGCGAAGAGAAUCAUGAAAAGCUUGUUAAAAUCAUUGGCGAGCAGCACAGGAGCCAGUUGAAAGGCGAUCCUUCAGUGGUGGAACCUUAUCUUGGUUGGGUGAUAAAUAAUCAGCUGAGUGAGCAACAAAUGACUGAGAUUUUAAAAACAAUUUUACCAUUCAAGAUGACAGCAUGCAUUGUCCACAGAUUAACAGACGAUGUGUGCUUUAAGCCGAAGAAAGAAAAGUCCAUGAUGGGAAUACUCUGGAAAAAAAGGUUACCAAAGGAAACUAACGUUUAAAAGAAAUGACAUUUGUUUGCAUGAUGUCAUUCAAGCGGUGGUUUAAAUGAUGAAGAAAUAUAUUUUCUUUGACACAUAGCAAUUUAGUUAUGGGAAGAUAUGAUUUCUGUUCAUGUUGUUUAUUUUUAGCCGUUUAUAGGUUGCUAUGUUUUUAGUGACUCACUGACUUAGUAAUUUUUUAUAGCAUGACGCUCUCAGUUUGUCCGUCUGUCUGAACAACAACUCAUUUCAUAAACAAGCCCUUUAUUUAUUGUUGUGUAUUUCAAUGACUCAUUGACUUGUUAAUAUUUUCUCAUGUUUUUUAUAAAGACCAAAGACCUUCAGGACGUUUUAUGAGAUGACGCUGUCAGUCUGUCUGCCGUUAUCAACAACUUGUUUCACAAUCAAGGUGAAAUAAAUACGUUAACUCCACUGUUCGGAGAUAAAAUGUGGACACAUUGUAAUGACCCUCUCAUUGGCGUUGGCGUGACCGUUGGUUUUACUUAUAUUUUUAAGUUCUAUUUUCUCAGAAACUAUAAAAGAUAAAAUGGUGCUUCUAUUCACCUAAAACUUAGUGGACAUGUUUAUUGUCAUGAAAGGGUACUAUUUUAAAGGUUAUACCCCCAUUUCAAUUAAGAUUUUGAGCCCUGAUUAACCUUUUUGGCAUGACUUUUGAAGUUUUGAUGUUUCAUUUGUUAGAGGCCAGCGGUCCAUAAUUAUAUAUAAUAUACGUGUGAACAAAAUGCUUAUGAGAGAGGAAAUCGGAAUUACAAGUAGCAUUAACAUUAAUCGUCUUGACAAUCUUGACAGCUACAUAGGGCAUGAAUGAUUUUUGCAUUAUCAUUGUAAAGUACAUGUAUAUAUUUAUCAUUCAAGUCAAAUAUUCACAGUGUACUUGUGUACAUUUCCUUAUUCGUUAUUUGAAUGCGUACCAAAUGUAAAAUGUUAGAGUGUUUUAUACAUACUCAUAUUGUUUAGUCAUUAAAAUGUUAAAAUUCUUGUGUGAAAGUUUUACGAUAUAUUUUCUAAGAACAUAUUUCUCUCGAAUUUCUUGGUAAACUGGACACUUAAGAAUGAAAUGGAACUCGAUCUCGAUAUCACUUAUGUUUUAGUAAAGGUUAAUUUUCGGAGUAACUUCAAAUUAAUUCACUACAGUCUUGAUAUACAUGUACACUAUCAAAAUAUGACACCAUGUCAUAAGGGCGUUCUCUUUAAAUUCAAUUUUGCAAAGUUAUGCCCCUUCUUUCACUGAAUGUAUUAUUUAAGGCCAAGUUCUCAAAAAUUGUGAGAUUUAAUUACUUCUAACUUGAAUUAUUUUUUCUUUUUUAAAUGGGAAUGCAUUUCUAAAGGGCAGGUAACUUUUUAAUUUAUUUCUUUUGUUUUACGUCCCUUUGAAUUUUUUGUUAAGGUACAUUCCUAAAAUAGUAUCAAAUAUAUUCAAUGAAAACUUGAAGUACAUGUCAAUUAUCAAUUUGAAAUGCAAUUGUUGGGGAGAUAAUCCUUUAAGCCCCUUUUGCUCUAUUAUUUCACUUGUUUGAUUUAGAACAUUUGCCUUUUUCUCAAAAAACUUUUAAGGCAUUCACUUCAAACUUGAAAUAUUUGUUUAUACUUUCAAGGGCAGGUAAGUCUCUGAUAAGCAUGUUAACAGAUUUAUGCCCCCUUUUCUAUGUUGGUUUAUUUUUACCAUCCAGCACUACGGAAAGUGUGUGUAAGGUUUUCAGAUUUAUACUUGAUUUCUAUAUUUGUAUGUGUAAAUCUACAAGCUUUAUAUACAUGAAUAAGGAACGAUUCCAAAACAAAAUAGAUGAUUUUUUCAAAUAUAUGAUAUUUUGUUUGUUUUCCAUAUCCUUUGUUUUUCUUGUGAAAUAAACCUGUUUUAGUAU
This is a messenger RNA of Ruditapes philippinarum (Manila clam), 2837 nucleotides long. RefSeq lists its product as uncharacterized. The transcript is spliced from 3 exons. Lineage: Eukaryota; Metazoa; Mollusca; Bivalvia; Venerida; Veneridae. The record is from RefSeq and is a predicted model, not a curated record. Bases 1 to 975 code for a protein of 324 amino acids. Gene Ontology annotation, molecular function: cysteine-type endopeptidase activity. Gene Ontology annotation, biological process: proteolysis.